AUGGAUGCUGCGGGAAGGGGCUGCCAUUUGCUGCCCCUGCCAGCGGCGCGCGGACCUGCUCGUUCUCCUGCAGUGGCGGCCGCCGCCCGCGCCGUCAGCCGGCCCGGCCUCUGCAGCGCCGCCGCCUCGGCUCCCUCCGCGGCCGCCGGAGCGGUCGCCAUGAACCCCAGCUCCUCGGCGGGAGAGGAGAAGGGGGCGACGGGCGGCAGCAGCAGCGGCGGAAGCGGCGCCGGGAGCUGCUGCCUGGGCGCCGAGGGCGGCGCGGACCCGCGGGGCGCGGGGGCAGCGGCGGCGGUGGGGGCCGCUGCCCUGGAAGAGCCCGCGGCCGCCGGCCCGAAGGAGAAGGACGAGGCGCUGGAGGAGAAGCUGAGGAACUUAACUUUCCGGAAGCAGGUCUCUUACAGGAAAGCAAUCUCCCGGGCAGGCCUGCAGCACCUGGCUCCCGCACAUCCCCUCAGCCUUCCUGUGGCAAAUGGUCCAGCAAAGGAGCCCAGAGCGACUCUGGACUGGAGUGAGAAUGCCGUGAACGGAGAGCACCUGUGGCUGGAGACCAACGUCUCAGGAGACCUGUGUUACCUGGGAGAGGAGAACUGCCAAGUCAGAUUUGCAAAAUCGGCCCUGAGGAGGAAGUGUGCGGUCUGUAAAAUCGUCGUCCACACCGCCUGCAUCGAACAGCUAGAAAAGAUUAAUUUCAGAUGUAAACCAACAUUUCGAGAAGGGGGCUCCAGAUCGCCAAGAGAAAACUUUGUGCGUCAUCACUGGGUGCACAGGCGUCGGCAGGAGGGAAAAUGUAAGCAGUGUGGUAAGGGCUUCCAGCAAAAAUUCUCCUUCCACAGUAAAGAGAUUGUGGCUAUCAGCUGUUCCUGGUGCAAGCAGGCGUUUCACAAUAAGGUGACCUGCUUCAUGCUGCAUCACAUUGAGGAACCCUGCUCCCUGGGGGCUCACGCUGCUGUUAUUGUCCCGCCCACCUGGAUCAUUAAGGUGAAGAAACCUCAGAACUCCUUGAAGGCUUCAAAUCGGAAGAAGAAGAGGACAAGCUUUAAAAGAAAAGCCAGUAAAAGAGGAACUGAACAGGAAAACAAAGGUCGUCCUUUUGUGAUAAAACCUAUCUCUUCUCCUCUCAUGAAACCCUUGCUUGUGUUUGUGAACCCCAAGAGUGGAGGCAACCAGGGAACCAAAGUCCUACAGAUGUUCAUGUGGUACCUGAAUCCACGGCAGGUGUUCGAUCUUUCUCAGGAAGGGCCCAAAGAUGCGCUUGAGUUGUAUAGGAAAGUACCAAAUCUGCGAAUUCUGGCCUGUGGCGGGGAUGGAACGGUGGGCUGGAUCCUUUCUAUUCUGGAUGAACUGCAGCUGAGCCCUCAGCCUCCUGUUGGGGUCCUUCCUUUGGGGACUGGGAACGACCUGGCUCGGACUCUCAACUGGGGAGGGGGCUACACUGAUGAACCUGUUUCUAAGAUCCUUUGCCAAGUAGAAGAUGGGACAAUUGUACAGCUAGAUCGCUGGAACCUGCAUGUGGAAAGAAACCCAGACUUGCCUCCAGAAGAACUUGAAGAUGGCGUCUGUAAGCUUCCUCUGAAUGUUUUCAAUAAUUACUUCAGCCUUGGAUUUGAUGCCCACGUCACACUGGAGUUCCAUGAAUCCAGAGAAGCAAAUCCAGAGAAAUUCAACAGUCGUUUUCGAAAUAAAAUGUUCUAUGCGGGGGCAGCUUUUUCUGAUUUCCUACAGAGAAGUUCUAGAGAUCUAUCCAAACAUGUUAAAGUUGUUUGUGAUGGAACAGAUCUUACUCCAAAGAUUCAGGAACUGAAGUUCCAGUGUAUAGUAUUUUUAAAUAUACCCAGAUAUUGUGCAGGCACAAUGCCCUGGGGGAACCCAGGAGAUCACCAUGAUUUUGAACCUCAGCGCCAUGAUGAUGGUUAUAUUGAAGUCAUUGGAUUCACUAUGGCCUCUUUGGCUGCCCUGCAAGUUGGGGGCCAUGGGGAAAGGCUACACCAGUGUCGGGAGGUCAUGCUGCUCACUUACAAGUCCAUCCCCAUGCAAGUGGAUGGGGAGCCCUGUAGGUUGGCCCCCGCUAUGAUUCGGAUCUCCUUGAGGAAUCAAGCCAACAUGGUACAGAAGAGCAAGAGGAGAACAUCUAUGCCUUUACUCAAUGAUCCCCAGUCUGUCCCAGACCGCCUGAGGAUCCGGGUGAACAAAAUCAGUUUACAAGACUAUGAAGGAUUCCACUAUGACAAAGAGAAACUUCGGGAAGCUUCUAUCCCUCUGGGUAUUCUAGUUGUGCGUGGAGACUGUGAUUUGGAGACUUGCCGUAUGUACAUAGACCGCCUACAGGAGGACCUGCAGUCAGUUUCUUCUGGCUCCCAGAGAGUUCAUUACCAGGACCACGAAACCUCCUUUCCCAGGGCGCUCUCAGCUCAGAGACUCUCCCCACGGUGGUGCUUUCUAGAUGCAACUUCUGCUGAUCGCUUUUACCGAAUAGACAGAUCUCAGGAACAUUUGCACUUUGUGAUGGAGAUUUCCCAAGAUGAGAUUUUUAUUCUGGACCCAGAUAUGGUGUUGUCACAGCAGGCGGGGACACCUCCAGGAAUGCCCGACCUGGUGGUGGAGCAAGCCUCAGGAAUGUCCGACUGGUGGAAUCCGGCCCUACGGAAACGGAUGCUGAGCGAUAGUGGGCUGGGAACGAUGAUACCUCCGCAUUAUGAGGACUCGGAUUUGAGAGAUCUCAGCCACUCCCGUGUGCUACAAAUGUCCGACUGGUGGAAUCCAGCCCUACGGAAACGGAUGCUGAGCGAUAGUGGGCUGGGAACGAUGAUACCUCCGCAUUAUGAGGACUCGGAUUUGAGAGAUCUCAGCCACUCCCGUGUGCUACACCUCUACAUCCUUAUCUGUAAGGUGGAGCUCAUCAUAUCUACCCUGUCUACCUCGUGCGAUUAUGAGUUCAAGUGGGAGAUCAUCUCAAUUUUGCAGGCAGUAAUAGCUGGUGAUCUUAUGAAGCUAAUGGAAAGCUAUAAAAAUGGAGGCAGUCUGCUAAUUCAGGGGCCGGACCACUGCUCCCUCCUUCACCACGCAGCCAAAACCGGCCAUGGGGAGAUCGUCAAGUAUAUUCUGGACCACGGACCUUCCGAGUUAUUGGAUAUGGCAGACAGUGAAACGGGUGAGACGGCACUGCACAAGGCUGCCUGCCAACGGAACCGGGCUGUGUGCCAGCUUCUGGUGGACGCGGGAGCAUCUCUGAGAAAGACCGACUCCAAGGGUAAGACCCCUCAAGACCGAGCACAGCAGGCUGGAGACCCAGAUUUGGCUGCUUACCUAGAAAGCCGCCAGAACUAUAAGAUCAUUGGCCAUGAGGACCUGGAAACUGCUGUUUGACCCUGGUAGAUGGCAACAAGAACCUGAGCGAGUAUAUCACCUCUGCCUCCCGGCGAUCGGGCAGCUCCCCUGGAAGAAGGUGAUGGAAUCCACACAUCUGUCUCUCUCUGCAAGAGUCUAUCUGAGACCAUGCCACCAGUUGUUAAGGGCUACGGUUGUUAAGGAUGUACAACAGAACACGAUAGCCCGCUGAGGAAGAGGCAGGAUACCUGGAAAUUUGUGGAAUACACGUUCCACAAAAUUUGAUCCUUAUUGCUUCCAGCAAGUAGCAUGAACUUCUGUGUUCACCUGUAUAAUUUAUUUUCGAGAUUCAAAGGAUGUUCGUACAAAUGGCACUGCUCCCUCCUCCCCCUAUACACUCAUGAUUCCUCUGUACCACACAAUUCUGCAACUACCCAUCAUUCACAAAAAUACGAUCUGCUCUCCUUACAUUCAGUCUUUGAAGACCGCAAGACACUCUGGAGGUCUUUGAAAACCCGCUGGAUGUCCUGCAGAAACACACUGUAAAGCUGCUUCCGUUUCCAAGACGAAAUAUACCGAGACUAUUAGCGACUGUUUGCAUGUCUCCCCUCCCUCCCUAACCCCUUGUCAUUACGUAGGAGCUGGGACGUGCCACAUGGAUAAUGUCAACUUGUGUGCUGUUAUCUCUGAGGUAUGGUGAGGUGGCAUGGGAGGGAACCCCGGGGGUGGCCCUGGUUGCAGGGCUGUUGCUGAUAGCCAUGAAGGACUGGCUCAGCUUGGGCUGUUUACACAGCCGCAUACUGCCUACGUGUAGCCAUCUCUGCCUUUUGCUGCAAAAGAGACGAGCAAAGGAUUAAACGAAGGCCCACGGCUGGUUUGGCGAACGGCUGGAUUUUAAGUGCAGUUGAAGUUGCUGAGCAGAAAACCAUGUGUGGGGACUGUGGUUACAGGAACUGGAGCACUGUGACAGCGUUUACUUCUAGACUUUCUCUAGUGAUAAUAGAAAGCAGGCUAAUUGACUUGAAAUAAAACAGCCAAUGCAAAAUAGCAACAUAUGUCAAAAUAACUCACUUAAGCAAGGAAACAGUCACCGGCGUGUUGCACAGAGGCUAAUAAGUAGAGACUCUUGGGUGCAGUGGUGAGAGGGGGCCCAUUUUAGGUUUUCCUUAUAAGUGUUUGGUUUUCAUUACCCCGAGUAAGCCUUGUCCCAAGGACGAAGCCUUGUUUUAUGAGUUCCACUAACGGAUUUCCAGGACGGCUGGAUCUUUCCAAUGGACACCUCACCUUUUACUUGUCAGGUCCCAAGGUCAUACCUGAUAGCACUGCAACCCCAUUUCUUACGUACAGGGUAGUAUUAUUCUAUUCUUUUCUCUGUUUUCCCCUCCCAGGAGAGUCUUAGUACAGAACCACUGUGGGAGCCUAGCCAGAAAUAUGGCUCUGGCAUUGGAAUUACAGCUUCGAAUCCUACCACAGAUCAGUUGGUACUUACAGGUCCCUCUAGUAGGGACUCUGUGUUCACUACAAGAACGGGAGGAAAAGGCUCCUAACUUUCAGUGAAGAGGUCUACUUGACUUGGGUAUCAGUCAGAAAUCAAACUGGGUGAUCCAGGUUUGUUUCAGACUAAAACUGAUGUCUUCUGAGCUUUCUUGCAUUUUGCUCUUAGACACAAGCGAAGUGCUUCCCUAGUGUCUCUGCAUGUGAACGUAUAAAUGAUCGUACUUCUACAUUUAAUGUAAAGGUCCGGUGGUGACGCAUUGCUUACCUGAACCGUAUUUUGGUCACAUAUCAUUUUGAGAGGACAGAUAUGAGUACCGUAUUAAGGAAGAAUGGCUUCUCCGUGGACGGGGAUUAAGUAUCUCUUUAGCCGUUUCAAAAUCAAAUUGUUGGUGUUAUUUCCAGCUGUGGGAGAGUAAGUUGGUUAUGAGUAAUCUAUUUCCAUCUAUCAGUCUUAGAAAUGGAAUUAUCUCUUGGGUUUUAUGGUGAGGUAGGGAGGACAGCAGUAGAUUGUUUCCAGAAACUGGAAAAAAUAGGCUCCAGGAGAAUUUAAUCAUUGGGCUUCAUCUGGGAGUUUUUCAGUUGGUGGGACUGUCAGAGAGAUGUUGUGAUGACAGAAAUAUAAUCCUUAAAACAGACUGGAAUUUGGCUUUGAAAGGUGCCUUCCAUUCCCUAGAUCGAGCCAAACAGUUGGCCACACAGUCGGCUACCCAGCUGCCAUUUCUGGGAUAAAGGACUAUUUUCACCAACUACCAUCUCAUAUUUCUUUGUGAUGCUUCAAAGCAGCCCAGAGAAAAUUUAGGGUACAGAUGGCUAUGGGCCAAUUCAAAUAGGUCCAACUGAAGUCACAAGUAAAUUCCUGGUAUGAAAAUAGAUAAGGUAAUGACUACUGUAGGGGUUCUGGUACAUUUGGAAAUCAUUCCAAGCCAGAAAAAAAAAAAAAAUUUCUACACUAUGGAUGGGAAACUAUGUACAACCAAGGCAAAUAUCUCUUUGAAAAAGCAAACACCCUCAGGACUUGGGUUUUCCAAGAAAAGAACAUCAAAAAUGAAUAGAACGGUUACAUAUUUAAUGAAUUCAAUAUUAAACCUACCUCCUGUAUCAUUUUUUAAAAUUGAUCACUGCAUGUGACACUUCUGGGCUUCAGAAAGAGCUGAGGCGCCGUAUGCUCCAGGAGUUUCCAGCUGAGCGCAAGUAUAUAGUAUCCCCUUUAAUGGGCCAUCGGAAAGGGUAGAAGCCAGUGGUCUGGCCCUGGUCUGUAUCUGCAAACCCACAAACGUUUAAUUUAAAAGACAUAAAGCUAUAUACUUCUAGAAAUACUAUUUUCUACAAAACCUCCCGAGACAGUACUGGAGUGUGGCUGGCUUAGCAACCAGUCCUCUGUGUUUGGCACGGAGGAGCCCCUCAUGGGCUGGGGCUGUCUGCUCCGGAAUUCCAUUUGUGGGUUCGGUUGACGGGGAGGGGUAUGAGAAAUGGAGAGUUAUUACAAGACAACAUUAUAGAACCUUAAAAGUAGUCAUUUUUGGAGCCAUAUAUUCCAGGAGUGCAGUUAAUGAAAUAGAACCCAGUUUGGAACCCAGCUUAACCCAGUUAAGCUGUGCUUUAUCACAUUCAAGGACUGAUAAAAAACAGAAGCCAAGGAGGAAAUAAACACCAUGGCCGCAAAUUUUGCUCUGAGAGUUCUGGUUACCUCUUUGGAGGCUAUAACCUAAAGCCCAUGUGAUUUCUGAAGAAGAGAAUUUAGCUGGCGAGCGCACAGCCAUGACAUUAGUGACUGCUGAUGGAAAGCCUCAUGCACCCCAUUGCUCCCUAACCCAUCAUAGUAGGCCUUAGCGCUUAGGGGGAUGUGUUUGUGUUGGGAGAUACUCAACAGGCAGUUUGUUUUUGGACCUUGUAACCAUUUCUUUACUAGACUUCUCAUAAUAUCUGUGUUUUAUAAUAUGUGGGGCAGCAGUUUUAUUUUUUUACAUGUCAAUUUUAUUUCAAAUAUUUAGAUUCUUUAAUCAUAAAUGUAGAGCAUACUUUUUAUUUUAAAAAAAGUUCUGAUAGCACAGAUGAAAAUCACAGGCAAGGUCAAGGUGUUCCUCUGUGCUGUUGUAGUGGCCUGAGUCCCACUCCCCAGAGAUCAACAGUGUUAACACUGAUAAACAUUGUGCUUAUACGUCAUGUCAGAAAGACUCUGUGCACACAGGCCCCCACACACAUAUAGAAAUGUAUUUAUUUGUGUGCAUAUGUGUGUGUGUGUGUGUCGAUAUAUAUAUCCACACACACAUAUAUAUAUACACACACACAUAUAUAUAUACCCCCUACACACAUUAUUGCUUAGGUUUCCAGUAGACAAAACAUUUUAGAAGCAUGCUAAUCAUCUCUCUAUGUAUAGUUCACACCAACAGGCAAAGACAAGCUAACAGGAAUUUUUCAUUUAUUCUUUGUUGUUUUUCCUGCUGCUAAGCUCAGUUCUCUUACUGCAGCCACUCCAGGUGCACAUGGCGUUUGCCAUUGCCUGUGUCAUAAAAUCCAUGACCAAGAGGUCUUAAAAUUGUUUAUGUUCCUUCCAUGAAGCAUGAGACCUACCUGAGCCCAGGGACUUGUCUGUGCUAUUUUUGGAUCUCAAAUGGAGAGCUUUCUCUGUCAUGCUCACUCCACUUUACAAGGCUGAGUUUGCAGGGGCGAACACUCCAUACAUUGCCUAAUGAUAUUUAAUGAGGGCAAGCUGCUGCCAGGAAGGUGUAGGAACUUGGGUAUGGCCUGGGGUCUGAGGAGCUUGGCUUCCUUCCAGGAGGAGUAGCUCAUGAAAAUCCCUGAAAACAGCACCAUCCUUUAUUCAGCCGUGCUGUUUAAAAAUAAGAUAGAUCGUUGUUGAAAUGAUGCAUCAUAGCCAUCAAAUAAAACUAAUUGCUCUACUUAAAUGGAUUAUUUUCAGUUUAGGUAAGAAAAAAAGUAGAACAUCUAUUAAAUGAGAGACUUUUCUAAUGAUUUUUUAACAUUUAUUUGUAUAAAAUCAUUUCUGCCCUGGUCUCCAUAGAACCUUCUCUGAAUCCCUCUACUUUCUCAUUCUCUGAAUUCCCUAUUCAGCUGAUUGUUGUAGUUUUCUCUGUCUGCUCUCUCUGAUGGACUUUGGCCCUGUCCCUGUCUGUGCCCUGGUCUUCACUCAUCUUUAGUCCCUCCAGUUUCUGACCAUGGCAAGAGUCCUCCUGGACUUUCGGCCACCACCCUCAGUCAUUUUGUCAUACAGACACCCAAAUCUUCCCCAGGUAUUCUGCUCAAAGUGGAUCAGAAUGAAAUUAACCUCUGGACAAGUAUCCUGAAGAACAAUUAGAUGUCCACUGACUGAUCAUUUUACAGGGUUACAACAUGCCUUAUUCUGAGAAGCCAUCUGCCAUAGAGGUUAGCACGCGUCGAUCUUAGCCUCACUGUGGGCUCCACAAUCGUGGCGGCUUCUUCCAUGUCGGUGACGUAAACCACGUGCUCCCCUAAGUCACCUAGAUGACUAGAUUAUAUAUGUGUUAUACCCCUAGUGGCCAUCUGUAGACUUUAGGCUGUCUCCCCACAGUUUACGGAGAAGCCUGAAAAUAGGAACUAAGCAAGGGCAAGUGCCCUUGGGAAACCCGCUCUCCCAGGACACAUGGCACUGACCUGGUCCCAAAAAGAAAGAAGAAAAAAUAAUUCUUAGGCUGUUGCAGCAUUGCCAUUUAAAGUAGAGAUUUGAAUAUGGAAUGUUAUCCUCAUGGUAGACAGAUUCGAGAGUCUAUAUAUGUAUUCAGGCAUUCUGCAUGCAAUCAUAUGUUCAUGAGUCAAGCAGACAUUCGUAUAUUUAAUCAUUUAUAUGAAAAAUAAUUUAUCCCUUAGUCUGAUGCAGGCAACAUGCUAAGGAUCUAAGAGUGAAAGCAAGAGCCAAAACUCUUGACUUUAUGUUGCUGGCAGCCUCGGAGAAAAGGCAGAUUCCAAUAGGAUCAGUUCUGCGUGGGAGCACAGGGUACCAGGGAAGCAUGCACUAGGGAGUACAUCAGGCCUUUAUCGCGCCAGACACUCUUCAGCCAGCGAUGUUUAAGCUCUCUGAAAUAUGAAAUGAGAAUAUGAAUAUGAAAGAAAUGAUAUUUUGCAUUUCCUUAAGGGUCUUGGUCUUGUUCUUAAAAAUGUAUUUGUAACCAAGACUUUAAGAUGAGACAGAAAUAUGACUCCAAUAAAAGCUAAAACUCAUGCUAUUUCUCAAGGAUAGAACUAGAAGCAAUAGGCAAAAUUUGCAGUGGGUUUUGACUGAAUACAACAAUGAAAUAUAUAUAUUGUCAAAUAGUGGGGUGGGCACCCUUACAGUAUUAUGUGCAUUCAGCGCCUGGGACUGUUUGAACAGAGGCUACCUGACCCCUGGAGGGGCUGAAAUCAGAUGCUGAGAAUUUUUAAGUUUUUUUUUUUUUUUGGAAUGAUGAAUGACAGGGCUUCAUUUUUAAGAGUUUAUUAAAAUCUUGAUUUUUAAUCUUUAAAACAUCACAGUGAGAGCAAAAAUCUUGAAGAAAUGACUUUUGGCUAUCACUGAAAGAAUUUUAAACCAGCUAAGCCUGAAUUUAAGAGCUAGUAUAAAGCAAAUAUACUAAGAGGUCUGACUAACUCCAAAAUGCUUCUAGAAACAUCACGGAGUUUGAUGAAUGUUCUUAGGCAGUCUUAAGUCAUAUUAGAAAUCGGUUUUACUGUCCAUCCAAUGUAAAAAAGUGCUGUGAUUUGAUAUUCUCACAAUUAAACGUAAUCUACUACAACCACAGAAGAAAAUCUUGCCUAAAAGAUAUUUGGGAUCCAAGUAAAUGGACACAAAAGACAGUCAUGGAAAAUGCCUUUGCUUCUGCUGCAGGCAUGAUAAUUGCUAGGGAGCGCUCCCCCAUGAAGAUAAGUGAUGAUUCUGAAUGUUUUCCGGAGUUUUCAUGUUUUGAGCCACAUGGCAUCUGAAAGGGAUCCCUUCGUGGUGGGAACAACCAAAACGAUCUUCUUUCUCAAUCUUUUAGCGAAACACAUAUAGCUUUCAAUAGAAACUAGUUUAAACAACUCCAAUCUAUACUGCUUCCUGUUAUAGUAUUAUUACAAUUUCAGGAAUUUUUAAAAUUUUCGUGUUUUAGCAUUUCGAUGCCCUUGUGACACCUUUGAGCUUCAGUGCAAACCCACGAAGUGGAUCAUGCAGACCAUUUUAGAUGAAGAAACCACAUCUCAACACAGUGAAUUCAACUUGCACAGAUUCAUAUAGUAAAUGGUAGAACCGCAGCCAGAAAUAACAUCUCCCACCCUUGCCUUCGCUGCUGUUUAACAUCAGGCAGAUUUCCAUAAUUUAGAAGGUGCCUCCUUGAAAAGAUAAUGACUUAGCAUCCCACAGCAAGAGUUGGGUAGAACUGAGGGAAACUGUGAAGUUAAAAAGAGUUUUUGCUAUCAGAGGCUUAUCAAGUUGAGCAAAGUUCAAGGGGAAAAAAGGUCAAAUGUUUUGGUGCCAGGGUGGAUUUCACGAGACGCUAACCCUGAGGGUGAGUUCCUGGCUUCUCUAUGAUUCUCAACAUUUAAAAAUGUUCAUACUGUCUUCUCUCCUUGGAAGUCACUAUUAGAAUAUUUUAGAAUUCUGUACCAAAAAGUGUUGAAAAUGGGCUUGCCAUUCAAGACUCUUGCUCUAAGUGGGUGGACAUGCAAAGCUAUGUCUGUCCUACCGUCACAUACACAGCAGUCUGAUACACCUGUGGGAAGUUCUGCUGACCUUGAAAUGGGAAGAAUAAACAGACCGGAGAGAGUCUUCAAUUCCGGAUCUCAUCUUUUAUUAGGCAUCUCAAUGCGCAGAUCAGUGACUAUGUAGGAGAAGGAUGUUUGGUCUGGGAAGAGGACAAAGUUAGAUCAGGAACGGAAAAGUUUGGAGGAGACAGGUGAAGUAGAAAGGUGAGAUUCAAGUUCUCUAGGGCAAUUUGCAGAAGAAAGCAAGGACAGAAGAGUUCAGAACAGACAUGAAAAGGAGGUGGCGUUAUUACUUGUAGAAGGAUUUCUUUUUUUCCUAAACAUUACAUCCAGAAAAAUGGAUGGGGCUUUCUGAAAAACAAAGUGACUUAUAGCAGCUAGGGGUUUUUUUUCUAGUAUUUAAGCAAAAAUUAACCAAAUGAGGAAACACCAAAAGCACUUCCUUAAUUGUGAGGGACCUUAGAGUAAAAGAUUUAUGUGAUAUUUUCUAGUUUUAGAUUUCUAUGAUUUUGGACUCAGGCAGAACUCAUUUAGAGCCUUCAGUCUCUCUAGGUUCCUGCCAUGUAGAUGGCAAUUAAAGCUUUUUUGUAAAAACACCAAUCAUUACAAAUAUAUCCCAGAUCAUUGAGAAGCAGGUAUUUCAUGACCCUAAAACAAUUUGCUUUGCUUAUAUACACACUUGCACUGUGCACACGCGCACUCGCACACUCACACAUGUAUAUAUAACACAUAUAACUCUUUGUCCAUUGUUAACCAAUUUCCAAAUCUCCUGAGAAAGAUGUGUUUCUACUAACAGUCACAAGUUCACUAAUUAAAGAGAAAAAAAAGGACCUAGUAUUCAUUUUCCUACUUUCUACCCAUUUGUUGUUUGGGGUAUGUGGUUGUGGCUGGGGCUUGGAGAAGGGGCAGAUCUCUAUUUUCUGGUAAAGAGGUGUAGAGACAAUUUUUGUGACUUAUUGCCAUUAAGUAGGACUUAAUCUUAUUAUCACUAGACUAAAGUUGCUGUAGUGUUUGUGGACUAUAGUUUUUUUAAAGCCCAUUUUUAAAAUCUUUUUUAAAGAUGUAUUUAUUUUUAGAGAGAGAGCGCGUGCUUAUGUGAGUUGGGGGAGGGGCAGAGGGAGAGAAUC
Ailuropoda melanoleuca (giant panda) is the source of this 11645-nucleotide messenger RNA. RefSeq names its product diacylglycerol kinase iota (gene DGKI). NCBI's taxonomy places the organism in Eukaryota, Metazoa, Chordata, Mammalia, Carnivora, Ursidae. The record is from RefSeq and is a predicted model, not a curated record. Gene Ontology annotation, cellular component: plasma membrane; glutamatergic synapse. Bases 1 to 3366 code for a protein of 1121 amino acids. Gene Ontology annotation, biological process: phospholipase C-activating G protein-coupled receptor signaling pathway. Gene Ontology annotation, molecular function: ATP-dependent diacylglycerol kinase activity; protein binding. The transcript is spliced from 34 exons.